AUGGCACUCGUACUUCGUUUCUUGAAACCCUACCAGGUGAAGGCGCUUAACAAACUCGUUGAGAAGGGGGCGAGCUUUGUUCACAGUGAGGCCAUGCUGGAGUCCGCGAUCUACUCUCCAAGCAAUCACCAACACUAUUCAAAGGAGAACGAUUUAGCCACACUUGCAGCCGUUCAGAGCUGCGCGCUUAUCAAAAAUCACCCAUUCCUCAAUGGGAACAAGCGAACAGCGCUAUUAGCGGCCAACUUGUUCCUAUUACAGAACGGCAAGGCCUUACAACGAGAUCCGUACCGGGCAGAAGCCAAUGACUCUAUUACACAAGCUCACGGUCAAAUCGCCGAGGGCAACAUGGAUCAUGCAGCAGUGGCGGAUGUAUAUCGAGCAUGCAUGACGGCUGCUACAACUGUCGACUUGACACAGGCAGCAAGUCUUAUUGAGGAUGAAAACAAACCCCCAUCGGACAGUCAAAAAUGA
This is a messenger RNA of Letharia lupina, 474 nucleotides long. RefSeq lists its product as uncharacterized. Bases 1 to 474 code for a protein of 157 amino acids. Gene Ontology annotation, molecular function: kinase activity. NCBI's taxonomy places the organism in Eukaryota, Fungi, Ascomycota, Lecanoromycetes, Lecanorales, Parmeliaceae. The record is from RefSeq and is a predicted model, not a curated record. The transcript has a single exon.